This is a messenger RNA of Saccoglossus kowalevskii, 1595 nucleotides long. RefSeq lists its product as uncharacterized. NCBI's taxonomy places the organism in Eukaryota, Metazoa, Hemichordata, Enteropneusta, Harrimaniidae. Gene Ontology annotation, molecular function: protein binding. The record is from RefSeq and is a predicted model, not a curated record.
CGAAGGGUGCAUGAAUCAUCGCCAUGCCCGUCACCCGGCCCGAUCCAGUCCGACAGGGAGUGCCAUACAGAUUAGAGACUUCGUUCAAUCAUGGAACUAUAAACCUUAUAUUUCCAUGGUUCAAUCGACAUCGCAUCAUUUGUGCGCAGAUUACAUACAUAGGACAUGGUCCACCAGUGUCUUGCCAUAUAUAUUCUCCGUACAGAGACUCAGAUCAACACUGAAAUACUUGUGUGAAUAUGCCGUACCUGUGCCUGGCUUGACAAAUUUCAAAUUCUUCUUAUUGUUCUUCGCCGAGUGCACUCUCGUCAUGUUUUCGUCUCAAUUCAUCGACCACCAUUUCUGCACGUUUGCCGUCUUGAGACUUCUUCUGGUUGUCCUUGCCACGACUGCCACUGCAAAGCCGACAUACCCUGAGACAUCUGCCAGUGAAGGCCAUUGUCACUACGAUAAAUUCAGAGAUUGUGUGUGUGGACAAGAAUAUGCCUAUGUCGAAAAUAAGAAAGACAUUCCGAACUACGAUCUUAAAAAUUACUAUGUCCACAUGACGAAUAAGGGAAAGGAAAGAUACUAUUAUUGCCGACCGUGCAGUAUAUGCGAAGACGGCAGGGAAACCAUUGCAACCUGUUACGAGAACCGGGACACACUCUGCAGUAAAUGUAUACACCCAUUAGUUUACGAUGAAUGGACAAGGUCCUGCCAGCCCGUGAACAUGAAUAUUGAAAAAACUCCUGACGUCAUUGAACCUUAUCAGAACCGUGACAACAUGGAAAAUAUCCGGAGCCAUGACAACAUAAUUACCAAACCACAAAUAACAAUUAAGCCUACACUUAAUGUUGUGGUUCCAAUAAAUGACAUAGGAGGGAACAUAUACGACAAUGCCAAGGGUGAAGACCCACUUAAAGGUGAACCUUACGUUAGCGAUACAUUAAUGAGUGACGGCGAAAAAAGUUCGGGUUUGAAUGGAUUUCUCAUCUCUGUUAUCUGUGUAUCAGCUGUUAUUAUCCUACUAGCAGUUAUUUUCAUGGUGUAUCUUCGUCUUGGAAACUUGUGUACUACCCGAACUGAGGUUGCUAGAAGUGACGUUAUAAGGCAUAAAGAUGAUCCCAUUAGUCAUGACGAUGAAACUAAAGUAUGACGGGAUUGGAUCAAAACUAUCUACGGAGUGGAUACAUACUCUGCUCUCCGACUGGGGUCUUAGCGCGAUGAGCUAAAAAAAUAAGGAAAGGGUCGGGUCACUUGUUUGUCUAAAUUUUAAAUGGACGCGUACAAACUCGAAAAGUGUCCUUUUCAGUCAUUUGUUUCUAAAAUUCUCGUGAAUCAUAUUUUUUGCAGUAAAGUAUUUUAAUUAUUUAUAUGCUUAACAUGUGAAAAAAAUGUCAUUAUUAUAAGAAUUUUUUUUUUAUACAUGAGUGUGGCGAUACAAGCCUCAAUCGUGUCAUGUUAGCACCGUACCGGUGCACGUGUCAGCUUUAUUAAGUAUAUCGAUAUUCGGUAUUUCAAAUGUUGUACAUUAAUGUCCAUUGACUUCUUAAGGAGUUGUAACGUAUAUUUAUAUACAUGUAUAUAUAUAUGAAUACACUUGAUGAACAAUG